Messenger RNA from Olea europaea var. sylvestris, 633 nucleotides. RefSeq lists its product as uncharacterized. Bases 1 to 633 code for a protein of 210 amino acids. The record is from RefSeq and is a predicted model, not a curated record. Lineage: Eukaryota; Viridiplantae; Streptophyta; Magnoliopsida; Lamiales; Oleaceae. The transcript is spliced from 2 exons.
AUGUUCACCGGAAACAGGCUCUCCGUCGUAGUACCCGCUCAGUCAUCGAGGAACGAUACAGUCGUUGACGGAAUUGAGUUGCAAUCAAAGACUUCACAAGAUGCACAACCCUCCAUCGUGGGUCGGUCUAACACUAGCAUCCACGUAACUGCCCUGGAUGGCAUAGUAAAUGUGAACUCGCUCUUCACCAUGUCAAUCUUCAUCGGUUUCUCCCUCACGGUACCUGCAAAUGGCAGCGCUGGGCAUCCAGCAUCGUGCAAUGCCAGUAUCGAUACAGUCAGAAGACUUAUCGCUUUCGAAGUCAUUUCCUUCAGUUUCUUUCUCUUUUCCUCCCUCAUAGCCCAAAGUCUCAAGCUCACAAUUAACUUGUUGAACAGUUUAGAUGCAAGCGACCCUCAUAAAGCUGAUAUCGACUCUUCUGUUCUGAAAUACGGGUUGUUUGGCUCCGCCACUGGAUCCGUCAUGGGAUGCUUGUUUUUGACACUUUCCAUCGUGGAUUUUAUUCAAGUGAAACUUGGAGUACUUUCUUGUGGGGGUGAACCCGUGUACGGGGUCGUGACACUAGUUGUAUUCGUGGGUUCUUCUCUACUGGUUUAUAUUUUCACUUCUGUAUAUGCUUCAUUCUUUAUGUGA